Phragmites australis (common reed) is the source of this 3117-nucleotide messenger RNA. RefSeq names its product protein PHOX1-like. The coding region runs from base 610 to 2685 and encodes 691 amino acids. The record is from RefSeq and is a predicted model, not a curated record. The transcript has 3 exons. NCBI's taxonomy places the organism in Eukaryota, Viridiplantae, Streptophyta, Magnoliopsida, Poales, Poaceae. Gene Ontology annotation, molecular function: protein binding.
CCGACCGGGUCCCGUGUUCCCGCAAACCAACCACGCACUAAACAAAAAAAAGAUUAGCAGCGCUGGCCAUUCCUUUUUCUUCUUCUUCUUUUUCUUUAGCACCUGCGUCACGCGACCACGCCACUGAAGAAGCUUAAGCAAGAUUAGACCGGAAGCUUAAGCUCAGCUACAGAAUACAAUUGUUUUGCUGUUGGUUUCGUUUCGCUUUGGCGAUUGCUUGCGUAGAGGAAGGGGGAAACAGUAGCAGCAGCUUGUUCGUUUAUUCCGUUCCACGCAUCCCAACAAUUCCCACCGCGAGAUUCCCUGCUCCGAUCGCGUGUUGCCUUGCUUUGUUUUGUGGGUUUCCGUUCUGUCCAUCGCGGCUUUGGCUUGGGUUUCUUCUCCUCCUCCGAGGCUCCGACCUUCUAGGGGAUUUGGUUCUUGGAAUUUCAGACGAGCUACAGCCUCGAAUUGCUCUGUUUCUGAGGAUUUGCCCGGGAAAAGGUGGGACUUUUGUCGAAUUCCGCCUUGGUUCCAUCGAUUUUGUGAUUUUCUUGAGGAUUUGUGGAGUUGGUGUGAUUGCGAAAGGGGGAAAGGGAGGCCUUUUUGGUUGUAGAUUUGUUACCGGAGAUGGGCAAACCGUCGCUGAAGAAGAAGAGGGCCUCCGGCGGCGGCGCCGCCAAGUCCGGCGAGCACGGGGGCAAGCCGGCGUCGCUGGAGCGCUCCGGCUCCAAGGUCCUCGACGGCGACGAGACCCUCUUCACGGACAUGGCGCAGGAGCACAAGGAGGAGGGCAACAAGCUCUUCCAGCGCCGGGACUACGACCGCGCGCUCCUCAACUACGACAAGGCCAUCAAGCUACUGCCCCGGGCGCAUCCUGACGUCGCCUACCUCCACAGCAACAUCGCCGCCUGCUACAUGCAGAUGAGCCCGCCCGACUACUACCGCGCCAUCAACGAGUGCAACGUCGCGCUGGAGGCAUCGCCCAAGUACACCAAGGCGCUGCUCAAGCGGGCGCGCUGCUUCGAGGCGCUCGGGAGGCUCGACCUCGCCUGCAGGGACGUCAACAAGGUGCUAGCCUUGGAGCCCAACAACCUCACCGCGCUGGAUGUGGCCGACAGGGUCAAGAAGGCCAUGGAGGAGAAGGGGAUUGUGUUGAACGACAAGGAGAUCAUGCCCACGCCGGAGGAGGUGGUCGCUGCUGCGCCGAAGCAGAAACUGCGCAAGAAGAAGGGGCGGAAGGAAGCGGCCAAAGCGGCGGCGGCGGCUGUGGAGGAGGUGGAGGAGCAGAAGGCUGGGGAAGCUGUGGAGGAGGUGGAGGAGCCACAGAGGCAGGUGAAACUUGUGUUUGGUGAGGACAUAAGGUGGGCUCAGGUGCCGGCGAGCUGCAGCAUGGCACAGCUGCGCGAGGCCGUCAGGAGCAAGUUUCCCGGGUUGAAGGCAGUUCUUGUCAAAUACAAGGACAAGGAGGGUGAUCUUGUGACAAUCACCAAUCAGGAUGAGCUGAAAUGGGCUGAAGAGUUGGCUGAGCCGGGGAGCUCACUUCGGCUCUAUGUCACUGAGGCCAACCCAGAGCAUGAACCUUACAUAGAUGACAACAAUAGUGGGCCGAUGGAGAGAAAUGUGAACAACACUUCGGAUAAUGGAAGUACCAGAAGCAAUAGGCAGGAUGAGGAAAGGAGCACGGUGACUUGCAUUGAUGAUUGGAUUGUGCAAUUUGCUCGGCUUUUCAAGAACCAUGUUGGGGUCAGCUCUGAUGAAUAUUUGGAUCUCCAUGAGGUUAGUAUGAAGCUCUACACCGAGGCCAUUGAGGACACUAUUACUACUGAGGAAGCGCAGGAGGUAUUUCAACUUGCUGAGGGCAACUUCCAGGAGAUGGCAGCGCUUGCAUUUUUCCACUGGGGUAAUGUUCAUAUGUCUCGGGCCAGGAAGAGGUUGUUAUUGUCAGGAGACUCCCCAAGGGAAUUGGUGCUUGAGCAAGUGAAGGAGGCGUAUGAGUGGGCAAGGAAAGAGUACAAUAAGGCUGGAAAGAGAUAUGAAGAAGCCGUGAAGGUCAAACCGAACUUUUUUGAAGGUUUUCUUGCACUUGCACAUCAGCAGUUUGAGCAAGCAAAACUGUCAUGGUACUAUGCUAUUGGGAGUAACGUGGAUUUGGACACAUGGCCUUCAUCUGAAGUCUUGGAGCUCUUUAACAAAGCUGAGGAUAACAUUGAGAAGGGUAUAGAAAUGUGGGAGGAAAUGGAAGAACAGCGUCUGAAGAAUCGAUCCAAACCUAGCCAGGAGAAUCUUGUGCUAGAGAAGAUGGGCCUUGAGGAGUAUAUCAAGGAUGUAUCCACUGAUGACGCGGCUGAACAGGCUUCCAAUUUGAGGUCUCAGAUAAACAUUUUGUGGGGUAUGCUCCUUUAUGAGCGUUCAGUUGUGGAAUUUAAAUUAGGCCUUCCAAUGUGGGAGGACUGUCUGAUGGCAGCUAUUGAAAAGUUUAAACUUGGGGGAACUUCGGCUACAGAUAUUGCUGUAUUGGUAAAAAACCACUGUGCAAAUGAAACUGCCCAAGAUGGUUUGGGCUUCAAGAUUGAUGAAAUCGUGCAAGCCUGCAAUGAAAUGUAUGACAUUAAACGGUGGCUGCGUGGUGUUCCAUCUUUCCGCCUUGAGCCAUUGUUUAGGAGAAGAGUUCCACAAUUGCAUACUGCACUGGAGUAUAUAUAGUACAAAUGAAGUUGCUCUGAGACAUUUUAAAUUUCUGGGCUUUUUUAUCAGCGUCAAUUUUCUGUUUUAGGUCAAUUGCUCCAUGGCAUACAGUAUAUUGAUUUGUUUCGUUGCGUUUUUAUACUUUGAAGAGUCUUCUUCCCGGGUGCGAAGCUAUCCAUACAAGCCUAUUCUUUGCACAAGGCUGGUGGCCCUCUGCGAUUUGCAUCUGUAGUUGUCUUGUUUUGUUCUGAUUUGCUUUGUGAUGCGCAGGAAGCUGUGCUUUGUUAUUCAAUCAGUGCUGCGUAUGUCUGUGACAUGGUAGUCCAUUGUUGGAGGAUGGGAUUGGUGGCAUCCUCUUGUUUUGUGAUAUUUUGUCUGUUUUGCCAUGUGCAAGCUCAGUUACAUUUAGACUUUGUUGCCAUUGAAGUUUGCACGAAAGAAAAUUCAAAA